GAGAGGGAUGCGGGUAUGGUAGUAUUGUGGUAUGAAGAGAAAGAGAGAGGUAGGUUUGAUUAGGGUAGGGUGGAGAGAAGAGGAAGAAAGUAUAUAUAUACGAGAUGUUGGUAGGAAUACUAAAGCUAUGAUAUCGAAUAGGUCUGUGUACUUUACCCCUCCGGUUUCAUUGCGUUUCUCUCAAGUGGACAUCCGUAUCCAAACUCUAUAUUCUAGUUUCGAGCGCGUUACCAUUUUGAAGAACUUUGCUGUUGUAUUUAUUUCCUUGAUUUUGUUUGCUUGUUGUUUUGUUCUUUUUUGGUUUAUCAUAUAUAUAUCGGAUUGUUUAUUCGAAAAGGAUUCGGGAAUCUUUUUAUUUCGUCAUUCGUCUUAUCUUUUUGGUUCUUCUAUUUCCAUCUGAUAUUAGGUAGAGGAGUUCGGACGAACGAAAAAGAUAAAGUCAUGUAUUCGUAUUCAUCAUGGUCUAGUUUUGCGCUGCUGGCCAGCUUGUUGGGGAAGUUGGAUGCGUAUCCUACACAAUCGUUUCUUGGGAUAAGUUCGCCGGAAUCUCACUCACUCUCCACCCACCACCAACAAUCCUCACCACAGCUACCACCCAAAAGCCCCCGCACCCUCUACACAACCCCAUCUUUCUCCUCUCCAGAUCUCCACUCCUCCCGCUCCGGAACUAUCAACGUCCGUCCCCCCAUCUCCCACACUUCCACCUCCUCAUCACCCAUCUCUAUCCCCUUCACCCUCACAUCCACUUGUCCCAGCCUGCACCUCGACUGGACCUGUCUCACCACCGAUCUCCUCUCCAAUCUCCUCCACCUCUACCCCUCUGGCCCAACCUCUAGUCCCUAUUACACAUUUUCACCCGGCACUCCCGCUCAAGACUCAUCCUCAUCCUCCCCAUCCCAAGACACCUACACCAUCUCCUCCAGCAUUCUCCUCCCCGCCAAAACCGAAGGAACAGAAUUCAAAUCUUCCCUCUACAUCUCCAUUUCCCCCGCUUCCCACGCCGGUGUCGCGGGGAUAUCAAAAGGGGAAUGGAGAAGUUUUAUCGGGUUGCUGCAUGGGGUUAACCAGGGCUUGGAGCGAGAAAUGAAGGGAAUGGGAUGGGGAAGAUUAGCAAUGGAGGGAGAAUUUCCUUCUCUGAAAACUCCCUAUUCUGAGAAGAAGAACGGUGGGAAUGGAGGAGCGAGGAAAGAAAAGCUGGGACCUUCGGAUAUUAUUUUUCCUUCGCUUUCCGAGGAAAAAUUGGCGUAUCCACGUGAAGUGGUCAAAUCUCGGGGAGAAGAGAACCAAGAAUUGAAAACGAAGAUGGAGGGAAAAGAGGAAGAAGGAAUCUCCUUCUCGUAUAAAAUCACAUGGGUAUACUACGGCAUGACGAGAGAUGCGAACGGGAAGGGGAUACUGCGAGAAUGUGAACAGAUGCCUGAGGAAGUAGAGAUGGAUUUCGAGAGUGAGGAGUCUGGAAAGAAAAUGGCUAUUGGCGAGGAGAAAGAAGAAGAAAAACAAGAAAAGAAAGAAGAGAAGAGUGGAGUAAAGGAGGGAGAGGAAGAGCAGAUGUGGAAGAUCGACUUGUAAAAUAUUGUUAUGGCAUGCAUUACUUUGGAGAUUAUCGGAUGGGAUGGGAUAGAUAAGAUGAGAUAUCCAGAGAAGAAGGAGUAUGGUGUACUUGUUACUGGGUUUGAGUUGUCAUAUACCUAACUAAGGAUUGAUAUGUAUUAUGCAGAUAAUGAAUAAAAGAAUAUAUCACACGU
Messenger RNA from Botrytis byssoidea, 1745 nucleotides. RefSeq lists its product as uncharacterized. Lineage: Eukaryota; Fungi; Ascomycota; Leotiomycetes; Helotiales; Sclerotiniaceae. The record is from RefSeq and is a predicted model, not a curated record. The coding region runs from base 442 to 1569 and encodes 375 amino acids. The transcript has 2 exons.